AUGUUGGGAUUUCCAUCGAAAUGUGAAAGAAAAGGACAACAUCAUGCCUGCACUUUGUCACUUGCCUGUUGGAUAGUUGGAGGCUCCAGCCAGUCAGGAUGUGGAGGCAGUCCGUGGAUAGUAGCUUGUUGCGUAACGGGCACAACAGAUUCUAUGCCAGCUGUCAUUCCUUACGAGGAUUACAAUGAUUUGCAAGAAAAUCUAGAAUUUGAAGAUAAUACUGGGCUCACUUUGCAAAAGAGGAUCGACGACUUCUCCCCAUUGUUGGAAGAUAAUUAUGAUCAGUGCGGCAUAUCUUUUGAAAGAGUAUUAUCGAAGCUGUCAAGAAAGUUUGUAGCUACAGCUGCCCACUGUAUUAUAGCUGCAAAUUUAAAAGAUAUUUGGAUAUAUUUAGGAGAACUUGAUACUCAGGACACAGGAUCAGUUAAGGAAUUAGCUCCUGCAGACUUACAUAUGGUCCGCAAAAAGAUCGUUCAUCCGCAAUUCCGAUAUCGAGCCACUCAACCUGAUAGAUUUGAUUUGGCCCUCCUGGAGUUGGCGACCGAAGCCAGCACCCAUUUCCAUAUUUCUCCCAUUUGUUUGCCGGACAAUGACAUGGAGCUGACUGGGAGAGAGGCAGUGGUAGCGGGAUGGGGGAAGAUCAAGAGAAGCAAUGAUUUAUUGGGUACUAAUGUUCUAAGGAGUGCUUCAGUUCCUAUUUUAGAUAUAAAAGAAUGUGUACGGUGGCACAAGCUCAAUAGGAUUUACGUCGAUCUCCACAGCGAGAUGUUGUGUGCUGGGCACGAAAACGGGAAGCAGGACGCCUGUUUAGGGGACUCGGGAGGUCCUUUAAUAAUUCUCGAACGUGGAAGGUGGACUUUAGUGGGCAUUAUCAGUGCCGGCUUCGGCUGCGGUGUGCCCCAUCAACCUGGAAUUUAUCAUAAAAUUCCGGUCACGGCGGAUUGGAUUAGGAACGUUAUAGUCCAAUAA
Diabrotica balteata is the source of this 969-nucleotide messenger RNA. NCBI's taxonomy places the organism in Eukaryota, Metazoa, Arthropoda, Insecta, Coleoptera, Chrysomelidae. The record is from the annotation of a GenBank genome assembly.